Messenger RNA from Caenorhabditis elegans, 1893 nucleotides. Lineage: Eukaryota; Metazoa; Nematoda; Chromadorea; Rhabditida; Rhabditidae. The record is from the annotation of a RefSeq genome assembly.
AUGGGAAAUUCUUCUGGAAAAAAGUUAGCGAAAAAAUGCAAACAAAAACCUGAAUCUUCUGUCAGCAAGUUCCAGGAUCAAAUGAAUAAAUAACUUUUUGGAGUAAGUUCAGCGGAAUUAUACAGCGAUUUUGCUACAUUGUUCAUUCCAAGAGUGAACAUUGCGGAGGGAGUGAACAUUGCGGAUUUCUAUUAAAUUUUUCUUUAAAAUUUAUAGUUGAAGUUCUAAAAAAUGGGCAAUUCCUCCGCGAAAACUAUCGCGGAUGAAUGGGAAGAAUAUUUUGAACCAAUUGAGUAUAAGCGUCCACGGAUUCUAAUUUAUCGUUCCGGGGCGUGGACGUGUCCACCAAAUAGUGCACCAGUAAUUCCCAGACCAAUAUCCCCUAAGGCUCUAACCAUACCAAACAGUCAAAUUGCAAUUCGAACAUGUAUCCUUUAUGAGCACCUUCACGGGAAGACGGUUACAGAGGCAUUUGAGAACUUCUGCGGCAAAGUUGGGAAUGGUGUCAUUGAUUUGAGAUCUUUCGAAUUUUGGUUUAAUCGCUUCCGAACUGGAAACCAUGAUUUGAGCUACGACAUCAACUUGGAACUUGAACCUCGGUCUUUGGCGGAAAUGCACAACGACAUUAUGAAAAACAUUGUAAGAGAGCUCAACUCUCAAUCCGCAAAUUCUCCUGGACCUUCUGCCCGCCACCAUGAUAAAGAUGACGAUUUUCCUGCCUACAAUCAGCUCAAAGAGCUUAUUCAAAAACUGAAAGAUAAACAAACCCCCGCAAAAGCUGAACCUGCCAAACAAGCCAAAAUCAACCGGAAAGUGCUGUGUGGCUAUAUUUUGUUUGAAUGCUUACAGGGAAAUUCAAUUUUUGAGGCUUAUGAGAAACUAUGUAAUACUGUUGGAAAAAAUGCAGUCAAGUACUGGGACUUUGAAUAUUGGUACCAGAAGAUCAAGGCAGGGGAUUUCAGUAUGGAAUCUGACAUUGAUUUUGACGCCGAGAUACGCUCACUUGCCGCGAUGCCCCAAGAUGUUGUUGGUGAGAUAAUGAGCAAGCUGGGACUAGAAGAAAAACUUAAAAUGCGAAAAGUUUCGCAAAACUUUCGAAACUUCAUGAAUAAACUGAGCAUUGACGUCGAAAAAAUUAGUCUAAAAAUCUACAAUGCAAAUUCAAUUUUGCAAUUUGAUGAGAAAGAAGUUAUCUAUCAGGACAAAAAGGAUGACUGUAAUUUGUUAUUCAAUGAUCAAGCGAAGCUUGUGAAAGGUGGGAACUAUGCAAUAAUGGCUUUGCAUGAUUGGGCAGUGGUCAUGCAAAACCAGACACUGAAGCUCAAAACACUUAAUUUAACUUUGGCAUUGGGAAAAUCUGAGCAUCAUCAUAACUGCUACACAACUAUCACGACUGUUUUAAAAAAGGAAAUUUGCUCGCUGGUAGAGAAUAUCACACUUGAAGGAUUCCCAUUCCAUGAAGUUUGUGAAGUUCUACGGAACUUUAAACCAGGAGUACUUUAUAAGAUUGUGCUUAACUCGCCAACAGACAGCGAAGGUAUAGAAUCGCUAAUUCAUAUGAACCAAUGGAAAACAGCCCGAGUAUUCGAAAGCAGCCGAAACUGCAUACUUGCCAUACCUAUUGAGAAUUUGUUUCACUUUUCGAGUUUUGACGUUUCCCUGAAAUUUCUUUCAAAGUCAGAUGCCUUGAGGAUCCGAGAAACACUAUUGCAGUCCAAUAAUUUUGAACACGGUUGCUUCAGAAUGUUCCAGUACGACCCAAUUGAGAUUGUAAUUGUGUUUGAAAAAAGUUACACAGGAGGCACGUCUGGAACAAUUACUUACAACAAUGGCGAGUCGGAGUUCUCUAUUCAAUUUAAUAGGAUGAGCUUUGAAAUUAACAGACGUUCUUAA